Tilletiaria anomala UBC 951 is the source of this 496-nucleotide messenger RNA. RefSeq lists its product as uncharacterized. The coding region runs from base 142 to 459 and encodes 105 amino acids. NCBI's taxonomy places the organism in Eukaryota, Fungi, Basidiomycota, Exobasidiomycetes, Georgefischeriales, Tilletiariaceae. The transcript has a single exon. The record is from RefSeq and is a predicted model, not a curated record.
UUGGCAGCGUAUCGCCGCGACCUCAAUUACAGUAUUCAAAUAUCUUCAGGAGUGCCUUCAGUUCCAUCCCUUCGUAAAAAUUGUUUCCAGUGGUAACAUGCUUACAUGAAAUAAGAAAGCAGGCCGUACUACAGCUGAAUAAUGCGGAGAAAACAAAGUCCCAAUGAAUUGUGUAGGCUAGCUAGCCAGCAGUUGCACCAUAUCGACCUUUCCCGAGCGACCCAAAACGCCCAGCGCCAGGUCGUGCAUGGGAAAAGGUAUGCGCGAGGCGAAAGCCUGAACCAUCGGUAUACAAAAAAGCUGGGCGUGUCACUCCGGGCGACAAGAAACCCCCAGCAGACCUUCGGAAUGAGUAAUGAGAAGUCGAAAAGGGAAAGUCGGCCUUGUCGAAAGGCAGUUCAGGCAUGCAUCAAAGGGCAUCGAGCCAUAUAUCGGGCCAAAGUAGUCGGAUCGGAAUGAAAAGCAGCGGAGCGCACCACCGGGAUGCGUGCGUGCU